This is a messenger RNA of Oryzias melastigma (Indian medaka), 4360 nucleotides long. It is a transcript of the gene ptger2a, whose product is annotated as prostaglandin E receptor 2a (subtype EP2). Gene Ontology annotation, molecular function: prostaglandin E receptor activity. Gene Ontology annotation, cellular component: plasma membrane. Gene Ontology annotation, biological process: cellular response to prostaglandin E stimulus; inflammatory response; positive regulation of cytosolic calcium ion concentration. The transcript has 3 exons. The record is from RefSeq and is a predicted model, not a curated record. Lineage: Eukaryota; Metazoa; Chordata; Actinopteri; Beloniformes; Adrianichthyidae. The coding region runs from base 751 to 1938 and encodes 395 amino acids.
CAGCUUUGACUGAAUGUGGUCUUAUCUUAAAAGACAAUGGGGAAAAUGGAUCUAAAGAUUAACCAGGUGGGUAUUUAGAUAGACGUGUCCUUUUUAUUUUGUUUAUUUGAUGGUCAGAACUUUUGUAAUGCUUCAGGAAUUUGUAAAAGUAAAAAACUAAGUGUGAAAAGUUUUGUAUUUAUUUAUGUAAAGAAAAUUGUUGAUUUUUUUUUUUUAUAAAUCUCUUUUGGUUGAUGGCAUGAUGCAAAAACACUGCUGUUGUAUCUUGUGUUAAAAGAAUAUCUGCUUCUCAGAAAAAUAUCAUCAUAAACAAUUCAUAAAUAUAUAUAUAUAUAAAAAAAAAAUAAUAAAAUAAACUUCCUUGCUUGGCUCGUGCUUGACUGCGGUUCGGCAGCAUGUCAGAUCAGUUCCUGGAAUUUAUUCAGUUGAGUUUUCAGCCUACAGUGGGUGUGUUCGUUUUGAGUGACGUCACCGCGCUCCUCGUGCCUGUUCAUGCCCGCCUCUCUGUCAUAGCGCCGCGUGCCUCUCCCGGGUACACACCUGAAGGCGCAGCGGCUCUGCUCGGAACCCGGACCGGGUCAGGUCGGCUCACGGCUCGGUUCGCCACUCGGAUACAGAGACAUGGACAUAACGGCGCGCGCGUAAUUAAAGAACAGGAUGGAUGCAGAAAACCUCUUGGAGACUCACUUUUGAGAUAUUUUUUUUUUUUAAAGAAACACACCUCCUGAUUACCAGACUCAUUACAAGACCAUGAUGAUCCGUGACAAAAAUGACACUUGCCACAACAAGCUCCAUAUCGACCCCAGCCACACCCCAGUGCCCAGUGCCAUCAUGUUCGCCGCGGGCAUCUUUGGGAACGUUUUGGCCCUGAUGAUCCUGGAGCUGCGGCGACGGCGGGAGGCCAAGAAGGAACUCCAGAAGGGUAGCCCGCUGUUCCACAUCCUUAUCACUGCGCUGGUGGUGACCGACCUGGCCGGGACUUGCCUGGUCACCCCCAUCGUGCAGGUGGCGUACGCUUACAACACCACACUCAUCGGGUUGUCGUCCAAUAAUUCCCACGACCCGACUCCAAUGCUGACCACAACUUCUGACAACUCGACUCAGAAGAGAAGUCUAGCCGAAAGUGCCGUGUGCCAAUACUUUGGUUUCAUGAUGACCUUCUUGAGCCUCGCCACAUUGUCACUCCUCUUUACUACAGCCUUGGAUCGAUGCUUCGCCAUAGGGUACCCCUACCUGUAUAGCCGCCACGUCACCAAGAAAUGGGCUUACAUCGCAAUACCGCUGUUGUUUGUUUUUUCUGCCUUAUUUUGCCUGCUUCCAUUCAUUGAAUUUGGUUCAUACGUGCAGUACUGCCCCGGCACGUGGUGCUUCAUUGACAUGAACCCAGAAAGCCCGAGAGACCGAGUCUACGCCAACCUGUACGCCACGCUGAUGCUGGUGCUGGUUCUGACCGUCGUGGUGUGCAAUGGCUUUGUGAUAUAUCAGCUGUUCAGGAUGUACCGGCGCCGCAAAAGACAAGGCUCUAUCAAUGCGUUGACCAAGAGGUCCAACAGCCAACGCAGGCCGAUGUCCAUGGCAAAGGAGGUGGAGCACCUCAUCUUGAUCUUCUUCAUGACCAUCAUCUUCGUGAUCUGCACCCUGCCGCUAGUGAUCCGGGUCUACAUCAACUCUUUAUCCAAAGACAAGGAAUCUCACAUCUUGGACUUGACCGGGCUCCGCUUCAUCUCCAUCAACUCCAUCAUCGACCCCUGGGUCUUCAUCCUCCUCUCGCCCAACGUGGUUCACUUUUUCCUCUUUUCCGUCUGCCACGCCCCCUUCGGAAGCUCCAGGGAUUCUGUUUGUAAAUCGUCGUUGGUUAAGGAAAACUCUAUAGUGAAUGUAGAACUGGCCAACACACGGCUGUGUGCCGAGCAUUUUUCUUCACGGGAAAAUGCUUGAACUGGAGUAAACCCUUUUUUUGUUAUUUAUAUUUAUUGGCAACAGGAGUGGAAAGGCAAAUUCCCACUCCGGGAAGGUUUGAUGGUCUGCAGCAACCAUGUGGUUGGAGUUUCCGGUUGAUACCUCCGUCUGUUCUCAGAGAUUUUCUUUAAUUCACCGUUUCGCUGCUAGGAUUGAAGGUCAUGGGCUUCAAGGAGCAGGACUCUGGUUUAUGACAGUAUUAGACAAAGAUCUGACAAAAAAGACACCAUUCAAUUGGAAAAAUGCUUCUUCGCAAACAGGUUUCUUUGGAAAACUAUCCUUAAAACAAAGGUGGAGAUCAUCAAAAUGAAUUGAGACCUGCUGGUUGAGUACAGACCUUAUUUCACUGUAAAGGAAUUUGAUCUCCUGUAAGACAACAGUGAGUUUAACUUAGGACUUGCCAAACCACUUUGAGUGAGUGACACUCAUUUGGGAGAUUACAGGUUUGGUUUCAAGCUUUUGUACAUCCUAGAGUGUCCCUGACAAAGGCAAUAAGGGGUAAGUAGACUUCAGGAGACUCUUAGAUUUUGUGCCCCAAAGGAAAAGUGUCAUAGAAGUAGAAUAUCGUCAAUCAGUCUACUAAACCGUACUGAAGCUCCUAGAAAUUGGGUUUAAGCCAUAGUGGGGAUAGAAAUGUACGAGUCCUGCAGAUUUAUAGGUUGUCCCGGCCCAUGGAGGGUUGUAGAGAGAAAAAUCUGUCUCUGUUUCGUGUGACUCUUACGGCCACCUCAAGGAAUUUCAUGGUAAUGGAAUCUCUACAUACUUACGACGUGUGGGUGAUGUUGUCAUAUGGUGCCCCUAUGCCACACUAGUCAUUAGUAAGGUACAGGUACCGGCCACUUGCAUGAACGUCCGUAAGACACCCGUAUUAAACCCACACAAACUACACUUGGUCUAAUUUCCUCAUUUCUAACAGACUGAAUGCAAGGAGUGUACACUUAUCACGUGAGCCUCUUAAUUAAUAAAUUCGUAAGAAAAGGUCGCCAUCUUGCCUAGUGUAUAGUUGUUCACUAUGACCAAUUGGCCGCAGCAUGCCCAUAGGAAAAAAUGCACAUUUCACUUUACAAGCUCACCAAAGCCUCAUUUACACUGAGCGGUCCGGUAUGACCCAUUUUUUUUGAGUGUUUCCAUUGUAAAAUAGACCCAUUAAACAGAACCUCUUGGGGGCUCCCAUUCAAAAGUGGUACGGAGCAAAGCCGCUGUAGCCGCCCGUCGAUUGGUAGAAAGCGAGGAUUUUGUUAGAAAUAUAGCGCUCAUUUAAGCUAACGUUUCCAACGUUUGUAAGCAUUUUAUCACAGCAUUCUUCUUAGCAGCCCACAAUCUUCUUUCAAACAACAUUAAAUUCCUGUAAUACACGAUGUAAGUAAAGCAAUAAAAAUACGCUCACCAGAAUUAACUGGACUGUUCAGUGCAAACGAGGCUCAAGUGAUCUAUGAACUUGUUACGUAACAACUGGGUCCCAUACAGGUUUGGCCAAUUUGUCGCCCCCGAACAGUUCAUAUCUAGGCGUACGGGCAGUUGCAAUGUUCACACUGAUCAGUUUGGGAAGUGUGAAAGCUUUGAAGUGGUAUGAACCGAUCAAGCCAGCCAAGUUCUAACGGAAAACAAGGGUCUCCUAUAUUUGCAAGUGACCCUUGGUGUGGUUUACUAUCAUCUAAAUGCUAGAGUAAAGUGAGUGUUGUUAAAACCCUGAAGUUAAAAAAAGGAAAAUAAAGUUGCUCCAAUAAUGACACAGUUGGAGAAAGUCUCAUGAUCCAAUCAGGAGGUGAAGUCGAGUGAAGGAUAGUUGCUCGUUUGAGGCAACACCUCACCUUUUUGUCACUUUUUCAGACUUUUAAGUUCACCUAUGACUCCCCACGGCAGACCAUCAACACUUAAGGCAGCUCUUUAUUUUGUGUAUAAAUGGUCAAUGUGAAAGUGUUCUGUAGAAGUUGCAGAAUAGAAACCAUAGUGCUCCUAGUUAGUUUCGCUUGUAUUCCAUGUGCAAAAGCAUGAUAGAACCUUAAAGAAAACGUGGCUUAAUGAAGAAUUUUUUUUUUUUUAAAAUGCCUUUAUUGUUGUGCUAUUGUCUUAAUUGCAGACUUUUCAGGAAAAGUUACCGCCUUCAUCUGUCUUAAAAAAAGUUAUUUGGGACAAAAAUAGCAUAUAAGGCCCUACUUAAAACUGAAGUGCCACUUGACCUCCAUGGACUUUACAAUGGAUCAUCUUGAAACGCUCAUGUGAGUUUCCAAAGCAUAAAAAAGGCUCCAAAUGGAAAAUAUGAUCGCAUAAGUCUGUAAAAUCCUCAUUUUUUUGGUCAAAGAGCCAAUAAAAAAAAAAAUAAUGCUUAUAGCAGAAGAUCGACCAGAUGCACCAACGUCUUAAUGUGUUGCCACCGUGACACAUCAUCACAUGAUUAUAU